UCUUCUUUUUAUCUUCUUCUUCCUCGUGUUCUUCUUUACCAAAAAUCAGCCAUGGAAACAAUUACCAAAUAGCAGCCAUGGAAACAACCAGUCCUGACUGGACCAGUCUUCCUGACCACCUUCUCAUCUCAAUUGCAAAACUCCUCCGCACACGAAUCGACCUCCUCCGUUUUUGCGCCGUUUGUUGCUCGUUUCGGUGCACACUUCCUCCUCCUCCAAAAGUCCUGUUUCCCUUCUCAAUUUUAACCGUCCCUGACUUCCUCAGGGGCCCGAAUCCUCACGAUAAUGACCUCUUUUUCCCCUCUGAGUCCACCAUUUACACCAUCGAGCCCUUAACAACGAAACCUCUCAAACACGGUUGAUCAAAGUCGAAGAGUCAAAACCAGGUAGAGUCCAGAUCAAGGAUCCGCUCUCCGGAAUUCGUUUUAAUAACUUGUCCAAGAAGUUACCCAAGUCUUUGAACUUGUUGGAUUAUCGAGUUAAGGAAAUAACUAAAUCAAAUAGACUUAUAUCUGCUGGUUUCCUUGUAGCCAAGUACCCAUACAAGGUAUAUCCAAAGAAUUUUUCUGUGUCUGCAAAAAUGAUUUUUCACUUCUCAUCUUGAUGAGACUGAUGAUGAGUUCGCUGUUCUGGCGAAAUUCGGGCGAAGAAACCGAAGCGUGUGGAGAAACUUCGACAAAAAAUGGACUCAUAUAGAAAUGUACCUCGAGUCAUUGGAGUAUAUUUUGGAUAUUAUUUAUCAUAAUCACAAAUUCUAUGUUUUGAUCUCUAGAAGUGUGGAUUCAAAAUCCUUGACUGUUAAUGAAGUCCCAAGCUCGCCAGAGGACUCGAAUUCACAGUUGAUAAUCUUGCUAUGCUUGGUUGAGUCACUCAAGGAUUUGCUUUUGAUUGGGAAGUACAGAGAAUCCGGGAAAAAUCAUGAUCAUUUUAAGGUUUUCAAGCUUGACCAAGAAACAUGUCAGUGGGCUUCGGUGGUGGAUGAAUUAGAGUUGGAGGAUAGAAUGGUGAUUAUCGUAACCCAAAAUAUAGUUACCCUGGAGAAGGCGUCAGGAUUUUUUGAAUUGAAAGAUAGUCUCGUUAGAAAACUCUCAAAUUUUCCAUGAAAUUCUAACCUUUUCUGGCCUCCACCAAUGUGGCUGAAGCAGGAUCCCUGUUCCAGCUCAUCAUCAGCCGGUUUUAGCCCAAUUAAUGUAAAUAUUUCUUUGUUGUGAUCAUUUAAAUUUCAAUUGAAUCAAAUAAUGAAACAAGCAAGCAAAUUUGUGUAUCUUGGCUGUUGUUACAGAGAGUUUUGGCCGUCAUGCACCGCCGUGAUGUCCAAAGCCGCUUCAUUAUUUAUAGACAACAUAUUUUUUUUCUCCUCUUUUUUCUUGUUUGUCCUGUUAUUCUUUGCCAAUUAUUGCCAGCCGGCGAUGGACACGGUCACGUUCACACCCGAUUGGAAAAGUCUUCCUCAGCACAUACUUGCCUCCAUUGCACCCGAUUCGACAUUCUUCAUUUUCGUGCUGUUUGCCGUUUUUUUUCGAUCUCCAAUUCCUCCUCCUCCGGAACUCAUAUUUCCACCCUCUGUUUUCACCACCUCUGACUUCUUCCGAGGCCCAAAUCUUAGCCAUGAUGACCAGUUUUUCCUCGUCGAGUCCACUGUUUACGCCAUGGAGCCCAUCGAGAAGAAAACCUGCCAGACAUGGUUGAUCAGAGUUGAAGAAUCAGAGUCAGAAUCAGCUGCCACCAUUAAAGGUGAUGGAAAAUACCCUUAUGGCUAUGGCAUAAACACAUGGCAACCUCCUCCUUCUGCAAAAUUGAUUUUCUCUAAGAAUCUUGAUGAGACUAAUGAAGGAUACGCUGCUAUGACAAGAUAUGACAGAGGAAGAAAACUAAGUUUGUGGAGAAAUGUCGGCAAGAAAUGGACUGAUAUAGACAUGGAUCUUACAUAUCCUGAGUUUUUUACAGAUAUUAUUUAUCCAAACAAGAAGUUCUACGCUUUGAUCACCACGGGAAAUAUAAUAACUGUGGAUUCUGAAUCUUUAACCAUUACUGACAUUGCAGAAAGGCCACAAGAGGAUCUGGAUGGUUCACUGCUAUACUUUUAUUAGAGUCAUUUGACAUUCUGUUUUAGAUUGCUGCGUGCGAGGAUGACAAAAAUCACAAGUUUGAUUUCAAGGCUUCCAAGCUUGAUGAAGAGAAAUGCAAAUGGGUUAUGGUGGAGGAUGGAUUUGAGUUUCAGGUUAGAGUGCUGUUUGUGGAUGAAGCCUGAAGGGAGUUCAUAUUCCGUUUCCGCGAAAGAGUUCUCAGGAUGUUUGAGGAAUUGCAUUUACUUUAUAGAUGACCAAUUUAACGAUAUCUUUCAUCACCCUGGAGAUGAUACUUGGAUCUUUGAGUUCGAAGAUGGUAUAAGGUUAGGAAACUCUCAGAUUCUCCGGGCUAUUCUUGAUUUUUUUGGCCUCCCCACUUUGGUUGAAUUAAUCUUAAUCAUACAUUUAUUCGUAUAACUUCGUGACUGUUCGGAUGCAUAUGUAUCGGACCAAAGUGGUUGUCAGUGAUUAAUUGGUAUGUUUGUUAAAGAAAAAAAAAGAAUUAUAUUGCAGGAAUUUGCCAAAUUGGUCGGCUUUGCGCCAGCCAGUGAAAUCAAAAGCU
Pistacia vera is the source of this 2631-nucleotide messenger RNA. RefSeq lists its product as uncharacterized. Lineage: Eukaryota; Viridiplantae; Streptophyta; Magnoliopsida; Sapindales; Anacardiaceae. Bases 1239 to 2090 code for a protein of 283 amino acids. The transcript is spliced from 2 exons. The record is from RefSeq and is a predicted model, not a curated record.